This is a messenger RNA of Cydia amplana, 1234 nucleotides long. Its product is annotated as phospholipase A1-like. The record is from RefSeq and is a predicted model, not a curated record. Lineage: Eukaryota; Metazoa; Arthropoda; Insecta; Lepidoptera; Tortricidae. Gene Ontology annotation, biological process: lipid catabolic process. Gene Ontology annotation, molecular function: lipase activity. The transcript is spliced from 7 exons. Bases 11 to 1234 code for a protein of 407 amino acids.
UUUCAGAAAAAUGGCGGGUUUACUACCUCUCCUUAUAGCCUCCCUCGUCAUGUGUUCGGCCGACAACCCCCUCUCAGAGCUGAAGAAAGCCCUCCCCUCAGUCUCCACUCCCUCAGUGCCAUCCGUGAAUGAUGCGGUGAAAGUGCGCGACGCAGUGACAGGGAACGUUUCGGACGCGGCCGGCAGCUUUGGGAGGGGCGUGCAGAAAGAGAUAGCUGCUGUUAAACAGCCUAUAGAUGAAACUAUUGCUUUCAUCGGGUCUAGCCAAUGUACAAAUGUGAAGAAGAUCUUCGGAGUAGCGUACGAGAACUACGAGGGAGAUGACGAGCCUCAACUAGACAGACUGACUCUAGAGUACAGAGAUCCUGGCAUCCGCACGAUAUACAACAUCAGCAGCGCGGCGGCGCGCAUCCCCGAGGCCCGAGAAUUCAACCCCGCGCAGAAACUGUAUAUCUUCAUACAUGGUUUCACUGACGACCCCAGCAAAGGAAGCUAUAGUGCUAUCAGUGAAGCGUUGCUGAGCCAAGGUGAAUCCAAUGUUCUGGCCCUGGACGCCAGCGCCCUGAUUAAAUGGCUGUACCUGCGCUCCUCGACCUACGUGCGGUUUAUAGGAGAGAGGCUCGGAGAAGUUCUCGCCGCCAUGGUUAACAAGGGCCACAACCCCUCCGGCAUACACAUCAUCGGACACAGCCUGGGCGCCCACAUAUCCGGCUUCACCGGCAAAACCUUCGCCAACCUGACCGGCCACCGGGUGGGCCGAAUAACCGGGCUUGACCCGGCCGGACCGUGCUUCAGCCACGUGGAACCCGAGUUGCGGCUCAAGGCCACGGAUGCGGACUAUGUGGAUGUUAUACAUACGGACGCGGGGGUCUAUGGAUUGAAGGAUCCUGUUGGUCAAGUGGACUACUUCCCGAAUAGCGGCUCUCAGCAGCCCAACUGCCUGUUCCAGACGUGUAGCCACAGCCGCGCGUGGGUGUACUUCGCGGAGUCAGUCAAGACCCCUGAAGCGUUCCCCGCGCGGAGGUGCAAGGAUUACGAUGCGUUCAAGAAGGCCCAGUGCGACAGUGAUGUCAGCCCCAUGGGAUUCGCCUCGAAGCCUGGUACUACCGGCCGCUACUACCUGCAGACCGGCGAAGACAGCCCGUACGGCCUCGGCAAGCAGGGGUUGAUGUGGAAAAAUAAUGAGGGAAUUGUGAGGAACAUCGGGGCGAAAGUGUCCAACUUGUUCGGUUAA